UUUGUUUUGUUGUAGGUAGUGUGUGAAUUGAUAAGAAAACGUCGUAGAAAUGAUAACACAACUCGUGUUUUUCAUCUCGCUUAACUCUUUGUGCGUUUAAUUUUGAAUUUGAAAUUGUACGAAUAAGUAGUAUUGUAUUAGAGAUGCGUGUUGAAUUUACGUGUUAAUUAGAUUGUUCGAUAAUGCACAUUCAUUUGAUUUUUACGUGACCUAAUAUAAUGGUGAUUAAUCCUGCGUUGAAGCGUCAUUAUGGGUGAAUUAACUAAUCUUCAAGAGUUCCCUUCUUUCAACUACUGCCUUUGCGAUAUUCCAAUCCGUGUAAGGAAAGGUUUUACUAUCGUUGAGGUUCACUAUACUUGCAUAGAUGCUGUGGACGAAUACAUUGCAAUUGGCACGAACAUUGGAAUCGUGUAUUGGGCUAAUAGAAGCACCAAUAAGGUAGAAAGACUUCGACCUGAGAAAUGUGGACCUAAAAUCACUUUCGUGUCCGUAAUAUCCAGCGUAGAUUAUAUGGUAGCUGCUGGAGAUGAAUUUGGUACAGUUUCUAUAUUUGUGGUGCCCAAAGAGAAAUCUUUUUUCAUGCCUACUCACAACGGGAAAUCGUCUCAAAAAUCGAUUGAACGUUUCACUGUAUCCGAUAUUCACUCUUCUCCAAUAACAUUUUUAGAAUGGAGUUUAAACGGUCAAAAAUUAUUUUCUGGCGAUGAAAGAGGUCUAGUUGUUUACACACAGAUGGAUUUCACUUUGAAUAUCAUUAAGUCUACCGAAAUACUUAAUGAAAAAUUCCCUAUUGUUCAAUUGAGUUAUUGCCAACCGCAAAUAUUAUUAAUCGCCUCGGAGUAUCGGUGCAUAAUAUAUAAGCAAGGAAACGAUAGUAAAACGAUACAAGUUGGACAAAAAGAUCGUAUAAAUUUAUGCAAACUGGGUGCUAUAAUAUGUACCAAUUUUUCCUCGAAACCUGUGAUAUAUUCCGCCCGACCAAAGCAACGUAUCUGGUUAGCUGAUUUGGAAGGAAAUGUCGAAAAGACGUUACUGUUUAAAGAGGCGUUGGCCAAAGAUCACUCUGCUAUUGAAGUAAUGGAGGAGCGUCGUAGUCAUCUUCUAGAUAACGAAACGAAGAGUACUCAACUUGGUGAUUCAGUACAUCAGUCUACCAGUUCCUCGAUUUCAACUCCCGCGUUAACUAAAGCACCAGAAUUCGAAUUUAAUAUUUUGAAACGUUACAAAGAUAAAUUUUUAUUAGUUUAUAGUUUGAAUGCCUUUGCAUUACUGAAUAUUGAAAAUAAUACCGUCGAAGGUGGCGCCUAUACUUUGAAGAAGGUUAUUUCCGUGGCAGUGAAUAAAGAAGAAGUAUUCAUUUUGGAAAAUCAUCGUAAAAUUCGUCGACUGGCUCCUUAUCCAGAUAAAUACGCACAACUAAAAAAUAGUUUUUAUGAGAAUAAAGAUUCGCAGAUCGGUGAAAAGUUACUUGAUAUUGUAUCUAAAAUCAGGGAAGAGGCUUCGAAUAGUAUGAUGAAACCUGUAUUAAAUAGUAUCUCGAAAGGUGCACCACUCGAAGGAUUAAUCGACGUAGAACCCAUAUCGCCAGCCGAAGAUGCUCUUUUAAUUUUAAGCAUAGAUGAUGAAAUGUAUUCUUCGUCUAGUCAAAAUUAUCAUGGAGAUGACCAAUCUUCGCGAAAUAAUCCUGAUGGAGAUAUCGUUUUUUGUAGAAAAAAAAAACAUUCUCCUGGAAUGAAAAGACUAGAGCUGAAUGAACCUUCAAUUGGAGAUGUUACUUCAGAUAUGAAAGAAUUAAAUGUGAAAGACUGUGAUAGUGACAUUUCAUUUAUCGAUUUGAAAAAUAACUUCGAUUCGGGGCUUGAAUUUACUCAAGAAAAUUUUGCUCCUACCAGUUCAGUUAUUACUCCUACCAAAGAAAUUCCUGAAGAUAUUGCACCCGACCUAAGAGAUAUUGGCUGCAUAAUGGAAGAUGUUGAAUAUAAAGAAAAUAGACUUAAACAAUUAUUGGAGUCAUCUUAUGUUUCAGAAUCGAUGUCUAAUUUAAGUAACCGUUCUUUCCAUUCGAGUAGCUGUGCUGAUCCUGUUCAAGAGCAUGCUGUAUCGAGUAGUGAAACCAACAAUGAUUCCGAUAUUAUUUCCCCGGAAGGUCUAUUGAAUAAUAUAGACGAAAAUUUAUGCAAAAAUCAAUUGUAUUGCGGAUGCCCGAAUAUUGAAAAUACGCAACCGGAAAAUAAACAUGACAACGAGAAUCCUAAAGAAGUCCUUGAGCAGUAUUUCAACGAGAUUUUUGAAAAUCCUAUUCAAACCGAGUAUUUUUCAGAAAAUUCCAAUCGUAAUAUGGUUCAAACUGAACACGAGGAUUCGUGGUCUUCUUGGUAUUUACCAAAUGUUUCAAAAUGGAUAUGUGUUACAAAUAGUGGUAUUUAUUACGGUGGUGCUAAAUCGACGGUUUAUUAUUCAGAAACAAAAGAUUUAAAAUUGAAUUGGAAAAUACAAAAUUACAGAGCUGUGAAAAUGUCGGUUUCUCUUGAUGGUUCUAUUUUAUGGAAAAUAGAUCUAGGCGUUGCUUAUGCUUAUUCGACAGAUUUAGUUAACCGAUGGAAAACAAUAGCCAGAAAUGUCGAAAGUGUUGCCGUAAAUGAAAAUUCCGCUUGGUAUUUGAGCGAUGGAAAUAUCCAUGUUCAGUUCGAUUUGACUGCAGAAAAACCUUUUAGCGAAAAAUCGAAUAAAGUUCCUUGCCCCGAAAAAAUGUCUAAAAUUUAUUGCUACGAAAAUAUUGUUUGGGGAUUAACUAAGAAAGGAAAAAUUCUUUGUAAAAAUAUUCCCAGGGAUUUCGAUUACGUUACGGCCCAAUGGAAAAAUAUACCGUAUCCGGAAAACUUGAAAAUUUCUCAUUUAGCUUUAGGAUGCAAGAAUACGGGGUGGAUAAUCACCAAUAAUGAUGAGAUUCAUUUUACCGAUAAUUUCUUAUCGUCGAAUGAGCCUGAUUGGUGGCAGGUGAUUGUUAGUAAUACAAACGAACAAAAGAACUCAAAUUUGACCAGUCCGAUUAGUAAAUUUGUCCACUGGUCCAAAGACAGAGUGACUAGUUCAGUGGCUUCGAGUGACAGAGCAAUUUGGAUACUUCGUCAUGGGGAAAAUAUUCUGCAAGUCAACAAGACUUCCAUCGAAGGUCAUCGUUGGGUUCCGUUUCUUAUGGAUUCGUCCACUUCUAAUUUGAAGUGGAAAUUCAUCAGUGGAACCGGAGUUUUAGAAAAGUUGACUGUAUUGUGGUGUCUUUCAACUAAUAAUGACCUAUUUUUAUUACAUCCAUUGAAAAAAGAAAUACGAGCUGUCGAACUUCCAAACUCGGAUGAUAUAAUAUGUCUUUCCGCAUCAUUGGGAUCACUUUGGAUUUUAACAAAAAAUGGAGAAAUUUACUCCCGUGUGGGGAUAAAGGAUGAAAAUCAGUUCGGUUCAGUUUGGAAGCCUAUAAUUUUUAAAGAUGCCAAUAAUUUCAGUAUGAAAUUUCAUUAUUUAUCGUCUGGGCUCGACGUGAUUUGGGCUAUUGAUACAAAAGGUGAAGUAUUUUGCGCAGCCGGAAGUCCAUUAGCUAUAACAGGAGAAUUACACGAUCCCGAUUGGAUGCACAUCAAAGAUGUUCCUUCGAGUGAUGUGAAAUUCACCAAGGUGGUUGUUGGGCCUAAUAGUUAUAUGGUUUGGGCGUUGGAUCAAAAACAUAAUGUAUACGUCAGACAAGGAAUAUUUUUUGAUUAUUUAUUCGGAACUGCGUGGAUUCAAGUAUCCGGCAUCAAGGCGAUUAAUUUAGUGAUAUCGUCUUCAGCGGUUUGGGCAUUAACUUCAGAAGGAACAGUUUUUCGUAGAUUUGGCAUUUCUCAAAUGAACUACAUUGGCGAUUAUUGGUUACAAAUUCCAGGCAUAUUUUCCUUAAUUGCUGCUUCGAGCAAUGAAGAAUUAUGGGGUGUAUCAAGCGUUACCAAAAGUUUACUGAAAUAUGAGACGCACGUAUUGGAUUUGCUCAAAACCGAAGAGAAAAAGACAAGGACUUUAUCAGAAACUACCGAUGAUGGAGAAUGGGAAUUUGUUGACAAAGAGAUUCCAUCCGCGAAAUACAGAUGAUUCGCGUUUUCAAUCAUCAAUUUUAGUUUUAGUUGCUCAUAAAAAAUACUAUUUUUAAAAAUUAAUAUUUGUUACCUUAUGCUGUUACUUUUAUGAAGUGUGUAUUGAUUUUGUGGCUUGAUAAUUUUUAUAUCAUGGACCUGAGUCAAUUUGUCAUGAAUACUGUGAUUUUGAUUCAUGCUGAUGUAUCAUCACCUCGUUUUUAGAUUCAGUUAAUUAUAAAGUUUAUUCAUUUCAUGUGGAUCAAGCAUCAUUUUUCGAAAAGUAUUAUUGUGAUACAAGUAUUUCCAUGAUACUAUUCUUUCAUUCACUUGAAGACCAAAAAUAUGAAGAAUAUUAUGUUAAAUAUUUUUUUUUUGCAUUUAUUGUUUUUUACUUAAUUCACUUUUUACGCUAAUAAAUAUAUUUUUUGUUAA
Planococcus citri (citrus mealybug) is the source of this 4535-nucleotide messenger RNA. RefSeq lists its product as uncharacterized. The transcript has 22 exons. Gene Ontology annotation, molecular function: protein binding. The coding region runs from base 250 to 4119 and encodes 1289 amino acids. The record is from RefSeq and is a predicted model, not a curated record. NCBI's taxonomy places the organism in Eukaryota, Metazoa, Arthropoda, Insecta, Hemiptera, Pseudococcidae.